Messenger RNA from Glossina fuscipes, 1486 nucleotides. RefSeq names its product pre-mRNA-splicing factor RBM22. The coding region runs from base 153 to 1400 and encodes 415 amino acids. Gene Ontology annotation, molecular function: metal ion binding; pre-mRNA binding; U6 snRNA binding. Gene Ontology annotation, cellular component: U2-type catalytic step 1 spliceosome; Prp19 complex; U2-type catalytic step 2 spliceosome. The transcript has a single exon. Lineage: Eukaryota; Metazoa; Arthropoda; Insecta; Diptera; Glossinidae. The record is from RefSeq and is a predicted model, not a curated record.
UUAGGAAGAAGAAGAAAAUAAAUUUAAAAUGUAGAAAAUGGCAACACUGCUCAUUUUUCUGACGAAUUUUGUCGUAAUCAGGAAUUAAAAUAUUUUUGUGUUUAAAAAUAAAGAAUUAAUUGCAGUGGAAAACAAAUUAGUCUGUUUUAAAUAUGUCUAUGUCUAAAACUACAAACACGUACAAUCGCCAAAAUUGGGAAGACGCAGAAUUUCCAAUCUUAUGUCAAACAUGUCUAGGAGACAAUCCUUACGUUCGAAUGAUAAAAGAACGGUACGGCAAAGAAUGCAAAAUAUGCACGCGUCCAUUUACUAUAUUUCGGUGGUGUCCUGGUGCUCGCAUGCGUUUCAAGAAGACUGAAAUUUGCCAAACAUGCGCCCGUUUGAAAAAUGUGUGUCAGACAUGCCUGUUAGAUUUGGAGUACGGUUUGCCUAUCCAAGUGCGUGAUGCAGCCCUAAAAGUGGUUGAGAAUUUGCCACAGAGUGAAGUAAAUAAGGAGUACUACAUACAAAAUAUAGAUAAGGAACUAAAAGAUACCGAUGGGACUGAAGCAAUUGGUGUCGUAGGGAAAACUUUAGCCGCCAGUGAUAUGCUUUCUAAGCUCGCUCGAACAGCGCCUUAUUAUAAACGUAAUCGCCCUCACAUAUGCUCGUUUUGGGUGAAAGGUGAAUGCAAACGUGGUGAAGAAUGUCCAUAUCGCCAUGAUAAACCAAAUGAACCGGAUGAUCCAUUAAGUGAACAAAACAUUAAAGAUAGAUACUAUGGUCGCAAUGACCCUGUCGCCGAGAAGAUAUUGAAAAGAGCUGCUUCGUUGCCAACGCUCGACCCGCCUGAAGAUCGCAACAUCACGACUCUAUACGUAGGAAAUCUUCCUGAAGAUAUAACGGAACCUAUGAUACGUGAUAAUUUUUAUCAGUACGGCGAAAUUCGCUCUAUUGCUUUAGUGCCACGUCAGCAAUGUGCAUUCGUGCAAUAUACGAAACGAUCGGCUUCGGAACUUGCGGCUGAAAAAACCUUUAACAAACUUGUGAUUGGCGGACACAAAAUAACAAUUAAAUGGGCGCACUCUCAAGCCAAGCAGAGUGUAGCUAAGACGGAUCGGCGUUUUGAGAUUAAUGCUAUACCACCGCCGAUGGCUGCUAGUAAUCCAAAUGAUUUCUUUAAUUUGCAACAAGAGCAAGUCACUGUUCUACCGCCUGGCAUGAAAUUACAUCAAAUACCACCAAGCCUUAUUCCUGCUUCCUCAUACCAAAUGUAUUCGCAGGCAUAUGCCGCGCCUUAUUCCAUGCCAUCUGGAGCAGCGGUAUUAAAUUCUAUACCACCUCCACCGGGCAGCGGCGUCUCAAAUCAAAUUCAUUAUCCAAGCCAAGAUCCUAGUCGUUUAGGGGCAAUUAAAAAAUAACCUUGCUAAGAAGAUUAAGAAAAUGAAGAGUUUAAAGAGAAUUCGGAUUUUAGUUUUAUCGAAUAAAUAUGCUUUGGUUAAAAAUU